ACGUUCAAUCCAUCAGCUUGCGUCUUUUACUUUUGCCUUGUUAACCUCCCAAACAUGGUUGAAACUGAAACCAAAACACAACCUCAUGUGGUUUGUGUUCCAUACCCAUCACAAGGCCAUAUUAGCCCUAUGAUGCAAUUAGCCAAGCUCCUAAACUCAAGAGGCUUCCACAUAACCUUUGUCAACACUGAGUUUAAUCACAAGCGCUUAAUCAGGUCCAGAGGGCACACAUCAUCCCUUUGCCGCCUGCCGGAUUUUCGGUUCGAAACCAUACCAGAUGGACUGCCACCAUGUGACAAAGAUGCAACCCAAGAUGUUCCAGCACUGAGUGAUUCCACCAGAACAAACUGUCUUGGUCCAUUCAAAGAGCUACUAAUCAAGCUUAACCAGUUGUCCGAACUGCCCCCGGUUAGUUUCGUAAUCUCAGAUGGGGUUAUGGGUUUUGGGAGGGAAGCUGCUGUGGAAUUGGGUAUUCCAGAGGUUCAGUUUUGGACUGCCUCUGCUUCUGGCUUCAUGGGUUACUUGCAGUAUGGUGAACUCCUGAAAAGAGGAAUGGCUCCAUUCAAAGAUAAAGAAUAUAACAGCGAUGAUCCGGUACUCAACACACCAAUUGAUUUCCCAGGCGUGAAAAAUGCUACUCUCAAAGACAUCCCUUACCAUCCGAAUGAAAUAAUGUUCGAUUUCAUGGGAUCAGAAGCACAGAACUGCUUGAAAUCUUCUGCAAUUAUCUUCAACACCUUCGACGAAUUUGAACAUGAAGUGCUAGACGCAAUCUCAUCUACUUUCCCCAACAUUUACACAGUAGGUCCACUUUCUUUGCUAUGCAGACAUAUACCAACUGAAACCCCAAUCAAGUCACUCAACCCGAGCUUAUGGAAAGAAGACCCAAAAUUACUUGAAUGGCUUGAUAGAUGGGAACCAAACUCAGUUGUGUAUGUGAACUAUGGCAGUGUGACUGUGAUGACAGACCAGCAUUUACAAGAAUUUGCUUGGGGCUUAGCAAAUAGCAAGCACCCAUUUUUGUGGGUAGUAAGGCCUGAUGUGGUAAAGAGUGAAUCUGUAAUUUUACCAGAUGAAUUUCUAGAGGAGGUCAAGGAUAGGGGAUAUAUAGCAAGUUGGGUACCACAAGAACAAGUGUUGGGGCAUAAAUCAGUUGGGGUUUUUCUGACUCAUUGUGGUUGGAAUUCUAUGUUGGAAAGUGUAGGUGAGGGUGUGCCUGUGAUUUGCUGGCCUUUCUUUGCUGAUCAACAAACCAAUUGUGGAUUUGCUUGUGGACGUUGGGGCAUUGGAUUGGAGGUCAAGCAUGAUGUGAAGAGAUGUAAAAUUGAAGGAGUUGUUAAGGAAAUGAUGGAAGGGGAGAAGGGGAAGGAGUUGAAGCAAAAUGCAUUGAAAUGGAGGAAGAAGGCAAUUGAAGCUACUGAUAUUGGUGGAGCGUCUUAUGGUAAUUUUGAUAGAAUGAUGGAGCAUCUUAUUAAAAAGGUGGAGAUUGGUUGAAAGAGUGACAUACCUUAAGAAAGACCCCAUUGCUCUGAGAAGCCAAUGAGGCGGUAAUUCACACCAACCCUCGCCCUUUUAGCCCCCAACACGUUCGGAUUACAAGCUCCCGUGAGUCGUGACAGAGCUCGGCAAACUAAACUCCAAAGUCUUGUAUUACUAGUCUUCUUCAUAGUAACUUUGCGUGUGAUAGCUUUUUUUUUUCUUU
Molecule: messenger RNA, 1702 nt
Organism: Rosa rugosa (rugosa rose)
Lineage: Eukaryota; Viridiplantae; Streptophyta; Magnoliopsida; Rosales; Rosaceae
Product: linamarin synthase 2-like
Exons: 2
Molecular function (GO): UDP-glycosyltransferase activity
Source: RefSeq, a predicted model, not a curated record